Molecule: messenger RNA, 9395 nt
Organism: Pomacea canaliculata
Lineage: Eukaryota; Metazoa; Mollusca; Gastropoda; Architaenioglossa; Ampullariidae
Product: toll-like receptor 8
Exons: 7
Coding region: 2049-5387 (1112 amino acids)
Molecular function (GO): protein binding
Source: RefSeq, a predicted model, not a curated record
CUGGAGAUUGAAAGAUGUCACUGGAUAAGCAUGGGAAGUAGCUGUGCUGCAAAAAUUUCUCUAGGUGUGAAGCUUUUAGACAACAGCAACUGUUUAAUCUGUUGUGGAUUCUGAUUACAACAAUAAAGCACUUCAGUAACAUGUGGUCUCCAUAUAAUGUACCAAGUUAAAAAACAAAAAUGCUAAAUUCAUAAAUAUGCACAAAUUAUCAUGCCAAUUAAGGCUUAGUUCUAUGUGUGAAUAUUUGAGUUGAUUUUUUAAGAAACAACUUUGGAGAUAAAAGUUUAUUAUUUUUUAAACUAUAUUAAAUGUACAGAAAAGAGCACCAAAAGCAAAUUAUUGACUUAAAUGACAUAACUCAAAGUUUAAAUAGAAUGAAAUAACCAAAUAAAAAUUGAACAUGAUAAUUAAAAUUAAAUAUAACAUAAUGCAAACAUAAUAAAAUAACGUCUGGAGUGACCCGUUCUCAGUCCUGUAUAGGACAGAUGAAACAGCAAGAAGUGGUCAGUUAAAAAUAUUCUUCUACUUCUAUACCUCAACCUGUCUGAUGUGAUGUAACUGGCUCAGGUAGGCUGAGAGUACAAUGGUGUACAAAUCUGAUUGGCUGAUGUCCUAAAACUGAGAGGCUUGAACUUGAAAGACCCAGAAUCAGAUGAAAAUUUUGUAACAUCUGGUUCUGGAUUCUAUCAUGAUAGGGUAUACCAAUGGAGUAGGUGAGGCAUUUUGCAUGCUGGAUUGAGUCAGUGUUGUGAUAGCUAGCCACAGAGUUUCAAGAGGUUUUUACUUGCCAGCAAAUUAAGCUAGUUCAAAACAAGCAACAAAAUCUUACUCAAAAACUGAAAUCACCAUUCUUUUUCAAAAUGCCUUGAAAGUUCAUUAAGACUUUGUUCCACCAGUUUCUAAGCUACAUUUCCCUGAUUAUGACAUAUUUUGAAUGAUGAUUUAUAUAAGUGUAUGCAGUUCUCACUAAAAUGAAAGCUGUACUGUAUAAUUUACCCACACGUGAGUGUAAACUAGCUGCUUCAUGCAAAAAUCUUACAGUCAUUCCUUUUGUUUUGCUUUUAAAUGCAAAUAAUUCUUUCGUUAUAAGAUGUUGUGCAUGGAAGUACUAAAAACCCCCCUAGUCUGUUGAGCUUAAUUUAAUUACUACAAAAACUUUCAAACAUUCACAUCUGUUCCCCACCUGGUUACUAAGCUGACUGAACCAAAGUAAGAAACUGAACCAAAUUUAUGUAUUAAAAGACAAAAUGCAUGCAAAAUUUAAAGGAAUAACACUCUGUUGUUGGUCACCAGGCACUAAAAUCUAAUGGUAUAUAAAAAAAUGUAAGUGAAGUCAGAGGUAAUCAAGUCUUUUGGAAAUAGUUAGGGCACAUGGGGUAAAUGUUGUCAAGUUUGUAAAAGUGCACAUUAUUUGUCAAGCAUCCAACCACAGUUAAAGCCAUUUUCUCAAUGUAACUUGCUCUCUGGCAUUAAUCUAUAUUUCUACAUUGUUUCUUUGAGUCAAGCCCCUUGCUGGAUUGUCUGCCAUGUGAGAAGAAAAUAAAGAGAUAAGCAGCCGAGGCACAAGCCUUAUCUAUGUUUGCACUUCCUUUUCAUUACUUGGUCACACUCAGUCUGACCUCUUUAUCAAUAUCACAGCCACAGCCUCGAUAUCCAUGUAAUUAACAAAGUGAUAAAUACUAGUCUCACUUAUAGGUACCUUUGAUUGGGACAUCACAACAUUAAAUGGCAAAACUGCAAAGUGACCCAUUCUCUUUCUCUUGGUGUGUGCAAUUACUCUUCUGAUAGACUAGCAUAACUCUACAUGGACCACAGAGUGAGAAGCUAAGGAGGUGUCUACACCAGAGAUAUCCUGCCGGAAAAUACCGUAGGACAGAAUACUAUUGAAUGCCCAUUAGGCUUGUUUCACUUUCUAGGGAGCAUGCUCUAUUCAUGGUUGUGACUUCUGCCUCUCCAAAUAGUGGAUAUUUUGAGAGAUCCACAGUUUAACUUCCUUUGUAUUCGUUUCUUGCCUCUCUAUAGUGGACACAGAGACUAAUAGGUGAAAAAUGAGGCAAAUGUUUUUCAAGAACAUCCAAAUGUCAGUCACACAAAGUGGCACAGACAAAAUGACAAAAAUUAGUUCUUGCCUUGUAACAUUCUUGGCAUAUUAUAUUAUAUUUUUCCUUUUAACAGUGUCACUUCAUGCAGAAACAUCCAUAAGCCCCUCUCUGUGCCAGGGAAAUUGUUGGUGCAUGAAUAUCAACCGCUCUGUGGACUGCUCUGGUCAUGGACUUUUUCGUCUACCCCCACUAUCCAGCCAGAUUAUAAAGCUGGACCUUUCAGGAAACUUACUUGGCCCAAUGAUCAAUGGAUCCUUUGGAUCCUUGACAGAGCUACAAGAGAUUGAUCUUUCAGGAAACAUGCUCUCACGCCUGUUGCUAUGCACAUUUGCAGGGUUACUGCAUCUUCGUCAUGUGAAUCUUCAUGGAAACAACCUAAAAAGUCUUCCUUCCGGUCUUUUCGCAGACAAUGACCAGCUUGAAAGUUUGGAUCUAAGUCACAAUGAAUUUGAACAUUUGCCUGAUUUGUUACUGCACGGUAUUCCAGCUCUUCAGGUGCUGAAUAUCUCUCACAAUCAGAUCACACAGCUGAAACUGGGUCUUCGCUUCCAGCCUCUUACUCGUUUGCACAUUCUUGACUUCUCUCACAACCGUUUCUACAAUGUGUCUAGCGAUGCCUUUGAGAUGGCUAAGAACUGGGAACCAUUGGUGCACAGAUCCCUGGACAUUUCUUAUUGUCAGAUAGAAAACAUCGCAUCAACUGCUUUUCAAGAUAUUCCUGGUCUUACUCAUCUCAGUCUUGCUGGGAAUGAUCAACUUCCUUUCCAACAAAUUACUGACCUUUUGAAAGAGCUUGAAAACUCAGGCUUACAGUCCAUAAAUCUUUCCAACAUGUCUGUAUCUGAUCCAGCCCUAUUUUCUACUGUCACCCUCAUGGCUCUUCUUAAACUAGAUCUAUCAAAAAACUUAAUCACAAGCAUACCCGCAGGAACUUUUGGCAACAUUCGCAGUCUGGAAUAUCUAAAUCUUAGCCACAAUCUUCUGCAGCAGAUGGAUGAAGGUCUUGGAGAUAUGACUAACUUGGUGGACCUCAGUAUUUCCCACUGCCGGCUAAUGUCAUUUAAAGGAACCCAUAUUAAUGGGCUGCAGCGCCUGGAAAUAUUAGACCUUUCCCACAACUUUCUCUCAGAUCCAGCUGAUGUGGACCUUUCUUCUUUACAGAAGUUGAGGAUUCUAGAUCUCAGCUUUAACAGGCUGCAGGCAUCUGUGUUGCCAGGCAAUACACAGCAUCUUGUGGUUUUGAGUUUUGCAUCAAAUAACUUGACCAGUCUUUCUUCAAUGCCAAAUAUGCAAAGUCUCAGGUUCUUUGAUGCAAGAAAAAACAACAUUCAAACAAUUGGCCCAUUUCUCUUCACUGAGGCAAAUGGAGUAAUUUCAGCUAAUUUCAGUCACAACCAGCUCACUGAUGUUGACCAUCGUGCUUUUCUUCCACACUCACCGAAGAUAAUUGAUUUGUCAAGCAACAGAUUGACUAAAACAGAGUUCUACAGUCUGACUUCGACAACUGAGUUGUAUUUACACAACAACUACCUGAAGGAUUUGGAUCAACAGACCUUCUAUGGAAUGGAUCGCUUGAAUAUUCUUGAUCUAAGCUUAAACAAUCUCUCGGUUAUUCAAGAUCAGACCUUUAAGUUUCUGCGCAACCUGAAGAUCCUCCGUGUGUCAAAUAAUAUCUUGCAGAUGCAUGAUUUCUCUCCCCUCUUUCAUUCUCUUCAAUCUUUACAAGAACUUGACUUAGGUCAGAACAAAAUAAGUCUCAUCAAUGCCACAUCCUUUCAAGGACUGUUUAGUCUGACCUCACUGUCUUUAAAGCUAAAUGAUAUCAAGGUCAUGCCAGCUGAGCUUUUUGACAGUUUAGAAAAUUUAACUGAACUUGAUAUCUCUGGGAACCCUUUUGACUGUGGCUGUGACCUACUCUCCUUACAAGAAUGGUUGAAGACAACAAAAGUAAAAGUUAAGCAGCGAUUUGAUUUGAACAUUACAAAUACCUGCAAAACUCCAGUUAAGCAUGAAAACAAACUGGUAACUCAUUUCUCAGUAGAUCAGUUUGAAUGCAACACUAAAAUGCUGUACCUAAUAGUAUUUGGUUCCAUAGGUGGUUUUGCAAUCAUCAGUGGACUCGUUGGCAGUCUUCUCUGCCAUUACUGCCGUAGGCAGCAAAGACACAGGUCUAGAAAAAACUUUGACAGAAUAAAACAAGAGAAGCAUGAAAAACAACAGAAGCAACUAGGAAGAGUUAAUACUGCGUACAGAUCCAAGCAUACAGACAUUCUUCCAAAGCAAGAUCUUAUCAAUGGCUGGAUUGUCUCUCAGCGUAUGGACUUUCCUAAAAAGCCUACUGAUCUUGCUCAUCACAAAGAAAGUUUAUCUCCUUACUGGAAAACUCCUCCGCUAUCAAGGCCCACAUACCAUACUAAUGGAGGGAUUGACAGGCUGCAGAAACGAAAAGAGUACAGAAAAGAUAGUCACUACUAUAUCCCUAAUGUAAGAUAUGAUUCACUAUCCCAAUCACCUUCAAAGAUGUUAAUGGUUCAGUCUCCCUUUCAAGGCCAAUGGCCAGUACAACAGACUCAUCCAAUAGCCCCUCCAAUGGUAAGGCAUGGCCAGUACAAUGAAGCUUAUCACCAUACAGACCACAAGCAACCCUCAGAGAGGAUGAACACUCUUGCUACAUCUUACCAACGCUUACCAAGGGAACUGUCAACAUAUCGUCAAGAAACUGAUGGCUACUUCACACUUCCUUACGUAUCUGGAAGGCAAAGGCCUCCAUAUGGUCCAUCAUAUCCAUAUAGAAUAGUGUAUAAUAAGAACACAAAUCCACAAAUUCACUCUUCUCGUACUUUUCCCAAGCCACCUCAGUCAGGACGAGGGGACAUUACAGUUAGGGAAGAUCACAGUAAUUGUGCUGAUGAGAUGUUUAGGAAAACUCGUCAUGACAAUCAUGGCCAACUAUCUGCUGGUGAAGCAAAUGAAUUUGAAAAGAGACAAACAAGAAAUGCCGAUGCUGCAUCCCAAAAGCAAGAUGAAGAAAAAAAAAAUCUUUCUCAUAAACGGUGGGGACUUCCAAAGGAUGACAGCUCUAUUAAGCACAACACUGUAAACAGCAGAAUGAGUGACAGAGAUGCACCAACUAAAACUUUACCAAUGAAACGUGGAAAAAGUGAGACCAGAAUAAAUGGACACAGGCGUGACGCAGAAUACCAACAUGCGAUGGAGAAUCCUGUUGUACCAAGGACACUUUCUUCGCCAACUUUGCUGGGCAACAAAACCUCUGACUGGUUAUAAUUUGCAAAGAUGUGCAAGAGCAAAUACUUUCUGCUGGAAACCCUUGCUUGUACAGCAGAUCUGGUUUCAAAGAGAAAAGCAAUGCAAGGGAAUCUGGAUCAGGUGACCUAUACUUGUUUGCUCCUCCAGGGAUUAGUAAAAGUACAGCUUUGAAGAAGGAGUGCAGAACAUUUUAAAUAUAAUUAAAUUUUGAAAUUUGCAUAGAUCAACCUUUUCUAUCCAAGUCGAUCAUGACAUAGCAAUUUGAAAAUUCAAAAUAAUUAGGUGUAUCCAAUGGUCUUUAAAGAAAAAUGUACAGUUACACAAACCACAUGGUCUUCAUACUGUCUAGUCAUGGAGCCACUGAUUCAUUAAAUUCAUUCAUCCCUUAAACUAUACUAGCAAUAUGGAAUAUAAUCUACCCAUACUGGUUGUCAGGGUGAACUGGAUAGAUGCCGUGAUUGACAAGGCUUGCAACUUAGGCUUAUCUUGAACAGCAGCAAGCAAAUCUUGCAAAGUAUAGCCGGUUCAUUUCUUCAUGUUCAUGUUUCCAGCCAGUGUUUUGUGUGUGCCUUGGCAUCAACCACCUUCCAGGGUACCUUGAUGGGUGAGAGUCCUGUGCUGAUUCAAUGUUACCAUAUUAGGGAUGGGGGUUUCUUGAUGGCUCACCUAGGUAAUGACCAUGUUCCAUUUAGAUUCAUAUUCAUUUGUCGUGCACCACAAAGAAGAUUUGGAGCAAUUUCUUGAAGCACUUGGUACUGAUUGCAAUCAUCUGAAAUUUACUUUACUGUUAUUUAAUGCUUGUCAGGAUUUUCAUGAAUUUUAAUCUCCCUUUCUCAUCUGAUCACUGCAUACUAUAUAUCCCAAAACGGAGGAUAAUAAAACACACUGCCCCACCAUCAAAGGCAGGCUUGAACUUCUGCACAAAAAUAAGAGAAAGAACUCACUGCGUGUCCUGUUAAUGUAGCCAACCACGCUGAAAAAAAGGUGGACAAGCCAAUAAAGUGUUCUGCAUCUGAAAGUAGCUGAAAGGUAAUAUGACUUUUAUACUAAGGGUGAGCUCAAUACUGCAGUAACCAAGGGAUGACCCAAAUGAAGAUGUCUAUUGAACAGCACACAAACAUUGGUCCAAAAACCCAAGGAAAAAUAUUGUCACAAAUAAGUCUUUAUUGCCUAAGCCACAGCCUUCACCAUAUAAUUGGACAGUUUACGACAGUGGACUCCAAAGGAGAUCAAACAACAACACAGAGAAGAAUGUCCCACCCCAGGAUAGUAGGUGCCACAGUUUGGCGAAACCAACAAUCAAAAAGCAACACAGAUAAUCACCACUGAGAACAGAUAUAAUCAAUCCAACAAUGGAUGCCAAAGGCAAAGUUGAUCCAACAAAAAUGCAAAAGACCUCAUGCUCAAACUUAUGGAGGGUGUGCUUUCCUAUAGGCUGCGUUUGGAAUUCACUCAGAUUUAAUCUCUUAUGUUAUCUGUGAACAAAGUUUUUUUUUUAAAAGUACCGAAAACUUUAUUAGCAUACACUAGAAAUUGCACUACUUUUACCCCAUCAUCAUUGUUAACAGAAAUGUUGGUUUUAUCACAUAAAUUUUAUUUACUCAAUUAAUUUGCCACAGCAUCUGUACUGUCAGUUUGCACUCAGCAGGCAGCUAUGAAAAAAAUGCCAUUACAUUAAUAUAAUUUUCCAAUAUGGGAAAAGGAAAAAUUUUGGUAUGGAAAAAAGUACUUUUUACCUUCAUACAAUUGUUUGAGAUUAAAGACUUUUUCUCCAGCUUAUAUUCAGAUGAUGUAAAAAUCAUUUUCAAACAGACAUUGUAGCCAUAUAGAAAAAUAGGUUGACUAUUGUACAUUAUUGGCUGUUGUAUAUCAUGUACACAGACAGCAGUAGAAGUAAUGAAGAGAAUUGCUAUAUUAAUAAAUUCUUAGAUGAUACCACACUGGUAACCUUGUUGCAGGGACAUAAGCAAGAUCAUGGCCAUGCAUUAUCAAAUUUUGUACACUGGUGUGAUGAGAACUUUCUGAAAUUAAAUGUAAGACAAAAGAGAUGAUAAUAAACUUCAGAAAAAUUAAAGAUGGUGCUGUUGUUUCCAGCAUAAUACAUGACAAAUCUGCUGAGAUUGUACCUUAGGCACUGUUUUUCAUUGCCAGCUUAAGUGGGAUGUAAACAAUAAACAUAUUUAAAAAGUGGCCAGCAAAGACUGUGCCUCUUCUUCACAAGCUAAAUAGUGUUUUUAUUCAACAAUGUAAUUUUAAGGUACUAUGAUGAUGGUCACAUAAAACUUUAGAAAAUUGUUGCAUGUUUUGGUUAUAAUAAUUUUCAUCCAUAUCAGGAUGUACACUUUGGAAAGAUUAAGAAGCAAUUUCAAAUUUUUUGCAUAUUAUUGUAGUAAAACUUGUCAUGAUGCUUCUACUUAUACACUAAGUGAAAAGUCUAAUGAGUACUUUUUCUUUACUUUCCUUUCCCCUCCAACCUAUCACGUAUGGGUCAACUUUAAAAAAAAAAAAAUCAUCAGUUUCCAACCAAAAUAUUCAGCAGUUGGUACACCUAGCUUUCAUGCUUUCAUCACCGGUAAAAUUAUCUCCCUUUCUUGCCACCAGAAAUGGUCAUUCAAGUGUAUUUUCAUAACAAAAAGUUCAUUACUUGAUGUCAGAAGGAAAAACAAUGUGAUGUCUGGUUUGACAUUGAAUGUCUUCAGCAGUCUGUAAAAGCUAGUUCAUUACUGAUGGGUCAUAACAGUGAUUAUGACUGCUGUUUCCACAGAAUGUUUCAUUGAAUGUAACAAAAAUAUAAGAAAUUCCCAAUGAAUUCAGCUUUCAUAAAAUGAAACUGCAUAACUAUUGACAGGUUAAGCAUUUUUACUGCCAGGAUUUGCUUCUGAGUUUGAGAGGUACAGUGCUUUCACCUCAAGAUGAUUCCAUGCAGUUUUGGGGGCUGGGGGAAUGCGGAGAGGGAUUAGGAAAGAUGAAGGAUUUGUGAUUACUGUUAAGACCUGGAAGCAGUUGUUAUUAUGCUCUUAGGGAUCAGAAGACCUGCCAAGUCUGCAAUGGUGGUGUACUACAUUGGUUGCCAGAUCCCUCAUGUUGCACUGCUUUUAUACUAUCAUUUAGUUUUUGAUACCACAAAUAUUUAUACUGUUUAUAAUGUAAUUUAAUUUCUAUUUUGCUCUGUUACUUUAUCAUUUUAAAAAUUCAUUGGUUUAUGAGUUUUGUUUAGUUAAAAUUGUUCAAUGAAGACCAUAUCUUGACUAUUGUUUGCAUAAUUAACCUCUUUUUAUAUAAUGAAUAUUAUCUUAAAGUUUUUAGAAUUUGAUUAUAUGUAUGGUUUAUCUGUAUCCAGACAUUUAAUUGUUGUAAUCAAUUACAAAAAAUUUUUGAGUCCACUUUGUACUCCUUUUAUGCUAUUAAAACUGAUUCUUUAAGUCUAGAUGGAUGGUUUGCAAAACAUCUUUACAGUAAAAAAAACAUUAUUUUCCUUCGAACAUAGCAGAUUUAUAUACAAAAUGUGUAUUUUUUAGAGUACCUCCUUUUCACACUCACAAUGACAAAACAUUCUGAAUCAUAAUUUAUGUGUUGUAUCUGCUUUUUGUUUAUAGGUAAUAAUCAUAUCUGUGUGAUUUGUGACCACAGUAAUGCUUUGAUGAAAUGGAUGAUCCAAAUAUCAAAAACUGUGGCAUGACAUAUAUAAACACUUUUUUGACAUAUCUUGCUUCCUUUAUGAUUAUAAAUUAGAGAAUAUUCAGAUGGUAUGUACUAUUUAAAGAAGUGUCUAUUUAUUUAAUUUUAUGUGUUUCUAAUCUUCUUGUGAUUUUUUUUUAAACAGAAAAAAAUUGAUACAGUUUUAAAAGUUAUCAUUAGUGUAAGGUUAAUGUUGAGAAUGUGCUUGCUUAUCUCUUCUACAUCAUUCUGCAUAUGAACAUACAUGUGCAUGCACACACACACAUAUAUCAACAAUUACAUACCAAGCACUGCACACAACAAACAAACAAACAAAAAAAAAAAAAAAAAAAAAAAAAAAAAAAGAAA